Iphiclides podalirius (scarce swallowtail) is the source of this 207-nucleotide messenger RNA. NCBI's taxonomy places the organism in Eukaryota, Metazoa, Arthropoda, Insecta, Lepidoptera, Papilionidae. The record is from the annotation of a GenBank genome assembly.
AUGGACUAUCUAAUAAUUCCUGAGAUGGCAAUACCGUUGCUUCGCACAACCUGUACCUGUAAUUACGAGCAACAAGCGGCCGAGGGAACGUUCCGUGUCGCCGCCUCUCGAACAAAGGCGCUCCCACCUACUGACACGGUGCCCCUGAACACGCCGCCGUGCACCACCAUUUGCCCCACCAAAUCGUUACCAUCGACGAGUAAACAA